UCUCUCGGACAUGAAACUAAUAACUACUAGCUGAGCUUCUCUUGUCGUUGUCAUGUCGGAUCAUCUGUGACAGUCCCAACAAAUGAACCGAGCUGUCUCGCGCCUGCAGCGGUGGGCGGGGUCGUUGCUGGUUCAGGCGCUCGGCGGGCGCGUGCUGUCAUCCACACCUGGUGAUGACCGUUGAUUACUUCAUGACACCGUCGUUACUUUUUUUUUUUUUUUUUUUUUUUUAAAUGUAGCCACUGAAAAAAACUAAGUCGACACACGUCUUUUUGUACUUUUGGACCAAAAAAAAGAAAACGGAAAACCCGGUGAGAGAAGAUAUUUCGACGUUAUUUGGAAACCGGGAACAGUAUGAAAACCGUUAAGGACGAUGGAGAGGUGACCGGCUUGUCGGUGAAUCGAUUUACUGGAGAGGCGCCUCCCUCUGGGAUGUCCAAGAAUGGAUACUUUUUUCAAGAAAUGGAGCAGCGGGAGGCAGAGCAGGAGGAGGGCAGCGAGGGCCGAGAGGAGGGACAGGACUCGCCAAUCGCCUGCGGAGAUGACAUCCACCUCUAUGACAACCAGAUCAGCCCUGGGCCAGAUGCUGAUGACUCUGGUUGUGUGUUACUGAACACAUCAAGAAGGUAUGUGAAGCUGAUGAACUUUGAGGAGGAGAUUCGUGCACACCGGGACCUGGAUGGCUUCCUGGCGAGGGCCAGCAUCCUGCUAGACGAGACCGCUGCAUCCCUGGACGACGUUCUGAAGAGAAUGUUGCACCAUGUGGGCCAGGACAGCAAUGCAUCUGAGCCCAGCUGCAACUUCGAGGAGGUGAUGAGCAUGCUUUUCACAGAUGCAGGAGCCCAGGAGGUCAACGUCCACCUGCUGUCAGAGACGAUCCAGGGAGUGACAGCCACCGCCACCGGGGUCCAGUACCAGCAGUCCUGGCUCUGCAUCCUCUGCAACGUGAAGCAUCUCCAGAGGCGUCACGUGUGCAUCUCUCGCCUGGAGAGGCCGCAAAACUGGGGGGAGAACUGCUGCGAGGUCCGCUAUGUCAUCCUGAUACUGGCCCCGCUCAAAAUGAAAAGCACCAAGACAGCGAUGGAGCUGGGCAGGACGUUCGCCACCAUGUUCUCUGACAUCUCCUUCAGGCAGAAGCUGCUGGAAACAAAGACGCAGGAGGAGUUUAAGGAGGCACUGGUGUUCCAGAGGCACCAGCUGACAGCAGCCAACCAGCAGCCCACCGCUCUGGGGAAAGAGGAGACUGACCCCCGCAGUCACAAACCUCUCAAGUGUAAAGAUUUCUUCAAAGCUGGCCGGGGGAUUUAUGAGGACUUGUGCCGCAGACUGCCUCUCUACGCCUCUGACUUCACAGAUGGUAUAGUUGGCAGUAAUAAAACCCUACUGAAGUACAUGACCACAGCCAUCUUCCUCUACAUCGCCAUCCUCCUCCCCGCCAUCGCUUUCGGCUCCCUCAAUGACGAGAGCACACGUGGUGAAAUUGAUGUCCGGAAGACCAUCAUCGGUCAGAGCAUUGGUGGGGUCAUCUACUCGUUGUUCGCCGGUUCUCCUCUAGUCAUCCCUCUAACCACAGCUCCCCUUGCUAUCUUCAUCAGCGUGAUCCGAGGAAUCUGUGAUGACUACAACCUGGACUUCCCGGCAUUCUACGCUUGCAUUGGUCUGUGGAACUGCCUCUUCCUCAUCCUGGGAGGGAUCUUCAAUGUCAGCCUUGUCAUGAAGCUCUUCAAAAGGUCAACGGAGGAGGUCAUCGCCUUGUUCAUUUCCAUCGCAUUUGUAGUCGAUGCAGUCAAAGGCACAGUCAAAAUCUUUCAGAGGUACUACCACGCACCGACACUGGCCAACAGAAGCAUAGAGGACUUACCCCGGGGUGGAGACCUGCUGGGGGGAAACAGAAGUGAGGUGGCGGCGGGCUUGGUGCUCAACACCCUCCCUGAAUCCUUCAUCCAAUGCACUCGAGAAAGGCCUGUCCUCUGCCUCCUGCUGAUGAUGGGAACAUUAUGGAUGGGUUACACCCUCUACCAGUUCAAAAGGAGUCCAUUCCUGCAUGCCAAAGUGAGGGAGGUGCUGUCAGACUGCGCCCUGCCGAUUUCAGUGCUCAUGUUCUCCUUCAUCGGCUCCUACCUGUUCAGUGAUAUUGAGCUUCCAGUCUUUAAAGUUCAUGACCGGCCCAUCUUCAACGUGGCUCCGUUCGAGCGGCUCUCGGCCAUGAACGUUGUCAGCGCCAUGGGCCUCGGCUUCCUCUUGGCCCUCCUCAUCUUCAUCGACCAGAACAUCGUCGUCUCGCUGACAAACGCACCAGAGAACAGGUUGCUGAAGGGCAAGGCGUAUCACUGGGACCUGAUGCUCUCUGGGCUCAUUAACAUCCUGAUGUCGGUGCUGGGGUUGCCCUGGAUGCACGCAGCCUUCCCUCACUCCACCCUCCAUGUGCGCCAGCUGGCUUUCGUGGAGCAGCGCGUGGAGGGAGGGCACCUCUACGAGACUAUCGUCCAGGUGAAGGAGACCCGGCUGACGUCUCUGGCUGCCAACAUUUUCAUCGGCGUGUCGGUGCUGCUGCUGCCCGUCCCACUGCAGUGGAUCCCCAAACCUGUCCUCUAUGGCCUAUUCCUUUACAUCGCCCUCACCUCCAUCGAUGGAAACCAGAUGUGCGACCGCAUGGCUCUCCUCCUCAAGGAGCAGACGUCUUACCCGCCCACCCACUACAUCCGCAAAGUGCCCCAGAGGAAGAUCCACUAUUUCACCUUCCUGCAGAUGAUGCAGCUGCUGGUGCUGUGUACGUUUGGCAUGUACCCCAUACCGUACAUGAAGAUGAUCUUCCCUCUGGUCAUGAUCCUGCUGAUCCCAAUCAGGAACAACGUGCUUCCUCAUAUCAUUGAGGCCAAAUACUUGGACAUAAUGGAUGCCCAACACAUGUAGCCACAGAUGGAGACAAGCUCUGUGUCCACAAAAAAGACGUCUGGAAUGGAAAAAAAACACAAAAAAAACACAAAAAAAAAGAAAUGAGGGAUGAAAAAAAAACAUAUUUUUCAAUGCAAAACUGUAUGGAAGCAAAAAGGAGAAAUACCGACUGUUUUGAUUUUUGUAUCAGAUAAGAACAUUCUUACAGGUGAAGCACUGGAAAUGUGGGGAAGUCGUGUUGAAGAAGAGAGACGAGAGCCGUGGGAAAUGUUUUCCAAACGUGGACAGACAGAAUCUCUCUGAGGAAAAAGCUCUACCAAUAAACGGGACCGUCCAGAACUCCCUGUUUCACCUCCGUUUUGACCCUGUCAGAUCGCUCAGUGCCAUAUACCUCCAUGUUCUCCUCUCACACCUUUUACUUUGUAUGGUAACACUUUACUAUAUCGUUAUUGCAGUGUAUUCAUCUGUGUUUUAACCUGUGGGGUAAGUACUUGAAGUACUCACUAAUACUGUGUAAGUAAUAAAAAUGCUGCCCAGUGUAUAUUGUAUAGUACUUAGAAAGGUGUAAUGGCACAAUGUAAGUAUGAACAAUAUCUUUUUUGACACUUUGCACUCACAUUGUGUUUUUUACACUGUCAUAUAUAAGUAAAUUUUACAUACUUACACCGUGUUGAUAAGUACUUAAAUACUUUUCCAUGGGUGAAUUAACUGGUAAGAACACUGCAUUUAGGCCACUGUACAUCUUUACCUUUUGUAUUUCUAUCAUUGUGCAGUGUUAAAACCUUUACAUUCCUGAACCUUUUAGCUGUGAUUCCCCCAGUUUUUUCUAUAAAGGACACUUGUGCCCGCACAUAUUUAGUUUCUAAGUCAUUCCAGCAAACGCCAGUGUUCAUUAAGGAGAGGAAAAAGAGUGUGUGUGUGUGUGUGUAUGUGUGUGUGUGUGUCAUGGACACAUAGCUAAUCUGUCCUUCAUCUAGCUUUCUGUCAGCUCUUUAGAAAAACCUAAUUUUUAAGGUGGAAUUUAAGUGCUCAACCGAAUAAAAAACACAUUCCACAGGUAUAUGUUAUAUGUAAUUAUUUAGAACGACAGCACAAACCAAAACAUAUAGUUAAAUCUUUAUCAAAAUCCUGAAUAUAUUAGAAUAUAUUAUGGCAAUAUACGAAGAAAAAAAAAUAUUUUAGGUUUAAAUUGAAAUAGAAUAUUUAUUUAUCAUGAUGACAGUUUAUCUUUUAAGUACAAAAUUAUAAUAUUGUGUGUUUACCCCGAACUGGAAGGAGAUCUUUGAUUCUCUCUGCUCCUUUACAUUCCACAGUUGCUGAUUCUUGUAUUUUGAGUGUUUGUCUUACAUUCGGCUUCGUCGCAGUGUUUACAUAUCAAAGUCCCUUCCAGCUCCAUGUCAAGGUCCAACACAGUUCUGGUGCAUUGCUAGUAAAGAAGAGAGGAAGUACUGGUGAAAAAAAAUAUAAAUAAAUAAAAGCUUGUUGGGUUUUUUGGGUUCAACGAAAAUGCAUCCUUUUUUUAUUUUUUAUUUUUGUGGACAAGUGUUCAAAGAUGAGUUUUAGAAUAAUCCGGUCUUGUUUUCUAUUUAGAUGUUAUGAUUAGAUCAAUGCUUGCAAACGUUGUCAUGUAAUAAUCCAGACGUCUGGAAAGAUUAUCUUGUUAUCUACAAAUGGAAAAAAAAAAAACAUUUCUAAGCACUGGUUUGCUUAAAGCAUGUCUCAUCUGGGUUUUUUGAUACAAUGUGAUGCCAAUGGACAUGUAUCCUACACACACAGAGAAAAAAAAAGAAAAAAAAAAAGAGUAGCAAGUCAAACAGUAACUUCUCAAUAAACCGAAUGCAAUGCUCAAUAUUCAGCAAUACUGUGUAUAAAAA
Molecule: messenger RNA, 4769 nt
Organism: Thunnus maccoyii (southern bluefin tuna)
Lineage: Eukaryota; Metazoa; Chordata; Actinopteri; Scombriformes; Scombridae
Gene: slc4a11
Product: solute carrier family 4 member 11
Exons: 20
Coding region: 355-2913 (852 amino acids)
Biological process (GO): monoatomic anion transport; transmembrane transport; monoatomic ion homeostasis
Cellular component (GO): basolateral plasma membrane; plasma membrane
Molecular function (GO): solute:inorganic anion antiporter activity
Source: RefSeq, a predicted model, not a curated record